Molecule: messenger RNA, 285 nt
Organism: Racocetra persica
Lineage: Eukaryota; Fungi; Glomeromycota; Glomeromycetes; Diversisporales; Gigasporaceae
Source: the annotation of a GenBank genome assembly
CUUUAUGAACCAAUUUCAGUGUUAAACUCCAUAACUGAACUAAAUUAUGAAAGUUCUAUUUACGAUGAUCAAGAUAUAUUUGCUUCAACCUCAACACAAGCUCCCAUAAUUAGUCCUAUUUGCAAUGAUCAAGAUGUAUCUGCUUCAACCUCAACACAAGCUCCCGUAAUUAACACUAUUUGCAAUGAUCAAAGUAUAUCUGCUUCAACCUCAACACAAGCUCCUGUAAUUAACCUUAUUUGCGAUAGUCAAGAUGUAUCUACUUUAACCUCAACACAAGCUCCU